Ichthyophthirius multifiliis is the source of this 990-nucleotide messenger RNA. Its product is annotated as immobilization antigen isoform, putative. The transcript is spliced from 2 exons. Lineage: Eukaryota; Ciliophora; Oligohymenophorea; Hymenostomatida. The record is from RefSeq and is a predicted model, not a curated record.
UAUAUAAUGUAAUAAAUUAAAAUUUUAUUAAAAAAAAAAAUGCAUAAAAUUAUAUUAUUAUCUUUAAUUAUUUCAUUAUUUAUCAAUAAAUUAAGUUUUUUACCCUGCCCAGAGGGUACUGAAACUAAUGUUUCUGGUGUAGAUGAUGAUUAAGGUAAUCCAGCAAAUUGUGUUAACUGUUAACCUGAUUAUUAUUUUAAUGGUGAUAAUUUCAUACCUGGUGUUAGUGAAUGCGAAGAAUGUCAAAUUUCAAAAGCUGAAGGUACUUAAGCCAAUCCAGGUGGUAUUGCUACAUUAGCUCUUUAAUGCGACAUUAAUUGUCCUGCUGGUACUUAAACUGAAAAUGGAGAAACUGUUUAUGUAGCAUAAAAAUAAGAAUGUAAUUUUUGUAAAGCUGACCAUUAUAACAUAUUCGAUAAAGAUGACUUCGAACCAGGUGAUUACUUUUGCGAGGAAUGUUCAAUAAAAAAAACUUCUGGUUCAUAAGCUACUAUAGGUUUUGAAGCUUAAAUAGAAAAAUAAUGUAACAUUGCUUGCCCUACAGGAACAACAACUGAAACUGCAGAAACUAAUUAUAAAAUUCAUGAAAAUGAAUGUAUUAAUUGCAAUGUUAACUUUUAUUUUGAUUCCAAUGAAUUUUUAGAUGGGGUAAGUACAUGCAAACCUUGUCCAGUAAAAAAAAUUAUUGGAGCAGUACGGACAUAAGUAUAAUGUGAUGUUUAAUGUCCUGAUGGUACUGUAGUUAAGGAUGGAAAAACAACUUUUGAAAAUGAAAAAUCUGAAUGUGUUAAAUGUGCUCCUAAUUUUUAUACUGCAAAGCAAGAAGAAUGGAUAGCAGGUAUUGAUAUAUGUUUUCCUUGUUCUAAUAUUUUGAUUUAAGGCGCUUAAGCAAAUUAUCCUUCUGUUGCUACUCAAGCUACAUAAUGCAGAGGUACUUUCUCUUAGUUUUUGACAUUUUCCUUAUUAUUUAUUUAUUUAUAUUUUUUAUGA